UGGAAGGCCGAGCGAUGAUGCAGUAGCAAAAUAACUUAGCAAAAUAAGAUCCGCCCGGCGCUUUUUUGCCAACUGCAGAAAGUCGAGUCAACCAGUCGCUGUUCUCGCAUUUCUCGCGCCUCAAUCUCUCCCCUCCCCCACAACCGACUUCUCCGCUGCUCUUGACCGGUUCUCCAGCUUGUGGCUUCCAAUUGUGUUUUUCUUUUAAGAAAAAAGAAACAACAAUGCCGUUGUGGAAAGAGGCGUCGCUGCAGCUGCGCUACGCAGCGUCCAAGGCCGCCGCUGGAGAUCGGAUAUGCCUUGCCCAGUCGAAGAGAUUCCUCACCAACUCGGUCACUCGACGAGGUUUGCAGAAUGCAGACCGAAAUAUCAGCAGCAGGCGAUCCAUUCACGUUUGGAACGGACUGAGGAAUCACGGUCAAGCACACAACACUGCCCUGGCGCGACGACAUUUCUCCGCCACUGCAGGGCAAGCUCAUGGCCAUAUUACACCACCGAAGCCUGGAGAGGAGAUCAACGUUUCCUUUAUCGACAAGGACGGUCAGAAGCACGACUUCCAGGUGUCUGAAGGUGACAACCUGCUAGAUAUUGCCCAGGCAAAUGAUCUGGAGAUGGAAGGUGCUUGCGGAGGCUCCUGUGCCUGCUCAACCUGCCAUGUCAUUGUCGAGGACCCGGAUAUGUACGAUAAGAUGCCUGAGCCGGAUGAUGAUGAGAACGACAUGCUGGAUCUUGCAUUUGGAUUGACGGAGACUUCCCGCUUGGGUUGUCAGGUGGUAAUGAACAAGGAGCUGGACGGAUUAGUUGUCCGGCUUCCUACCAUGACCCGAAACUUGCAGGCAAGCGAUUUCGAGGACAAGAAGAAGUAGCGUAUGGUUGAUUGUCUUGACCAUGACAGCUGCCGCCGUCAAAUUGUAUUGUAGAUAGAUAUAUAUAAUUACCAGGAAAAUGUGUUUACAGGCAACGAUU
Molecule: messenger RNA, 966 nt
Organism: Paecilomyces variotii
Lineage: Eukaryota; Fungi; Ascomycota; Eurotiomycetes; Eurotiales; Thermoascaceae
Product: 2Fe-2S iron-sulfur cluster binding domain protein
Exons: 3
Coding region: 225-866 (213 amino acids)
Biological process (GO): P450-containing electron transport chain; positive regulation of oxidoreductase activity
Cellular component (GO): mitochondrion
Molecular function (GO): 2 iron, 2 sulfur cluster binding
Source: RefSeq, a predicted model, not a curated record